AUGGAACAAGUUCUCAGGUCUGUAAAUUAUUUGGCUGAAAUUAGAAAGAAAGCAGAAAGAGUACCAAAUCUAAAAGGAGAAUGGCUUGAAUCACUUGGAUCCAUCAUUGAAGUUCUACAGAACCGUACUGAAAGAUUGGAAAUAAAAGGCCAACCAUUCAAAUGUCAUAAAGCAUCUUCUGAUGAGAAUGUUUUUGAGUUUGAAUCACAAGUACAUAAUAUAGACGCAGCUAUAGAAAUUGGAAAAUAUCAGAUGAAGGAUCUAGCCAAAAAAGCAGAUUACCAGAAAUUUUUGGCCACACAUUGUCUACAGCGAAACUACAUUUUCCAAAUACGUAAAUGUGGGAAUGCAGAAUGCUGUAGACCAAGGCGGUGUCAGCAACAGGAGUUUCCACCAUUACCUGAUCCUGUGUUAUCACAUGAUAAAGAUCAUUUUCAGCCACUAACGGAUGUUAUUGGGAAAACAACAACAGAUUCGGUCAGGCCCUCAUCUUCAAACCAAACCGUAGCUUCUGUUGCCGAAGCACUUCAGGGUUUGAAGAACAACCAACUAACUGCUCAAAACGUGAGGAAAACUAUUACUUGUGUUGAAUGUGGGAAACCUAGAUGUUUGUAUUCCAAAAAACAGCUGUCAGUAAGAGAGUCCAGAAAUCUCACAAGAUUGCCAGAAAAACAUGAUUACACCUGUGGUGCUUUAAUUACACCUGAUGGAGAUGCACUGCAAGGCUUAGUAUUUGUAAGACUGCAGCUUAGUUGCAACUCCCAUAUUGAAUUCCCAUAUUAUUCUGCAAACAACACUCGGAAGGACAUGUGCUGCCAUUGUGCAGCAGAAGGAUCAGGAACUUAUGAAAACAUUCCAAGUGGUUUUGCCUGUGUGUGA
Molecule: messenger RNA, 879 nt
Organism: Mytilus trossulus (common blue mussel)
Lineage: Eukaryota; Metazoa; Mollusca; Bivalvia; Mytilida; Mytilidae
Exons: 4
Coding region: 1-879 (292 amino acids)
Source: RefSeq, a predicted model, not a curated record